AUGUUCGACCUGAAGCACAUAAAGUCAGAAUUAAAAAAUACAAAUACUCUUCCUUUCCUUCCUGCUCAUAUAUAAACAUGACACAGAAUUUCCACAUUUACAAGUGAGGUAUAUGCUCUGCAUUGCUAGUCCAGUGAGUAUAAAGCCCAUUAACUCUGCUCAUAUUAAUACUGUAGAUAUGAAUGAUAGCCUACUUUCCUUUCAUUAGCUUAAUAGCUACUUAGAAAUACUUAAGAGCACAUUCAAUAUUAAAUGAAGACACUGUAGGCUGGCAGCUCUUUUUCUCUAAUGUAUUAAUAGAACACAGUCAUGAUAUUCCCCACCCCCACCAUGCCCUAGUUUCCAUUCCCAGCUAUGCAGUGCACCCUUUCACACUCCGACAGCAACCAAAACAACGCUCCACAUUUUCAGGGACAGGAGGUUCGAAGACACAUUCUGGGGAAAGAGAGAGAGAGAGAGACGCUGACAACAUAAUCUGUAGCUAUCAUUCAAGGGGAUAUUUAAUUUAAAGUGGACCCACUCCAUGGAAUACUAAUUAGCAAAGCUUAGGGUAUUAGUCACGGUCUUGUAGAUAUGGUCUUCGUUGUUCUAAAAAAUCUGUUUGAAGUCUGUGGCUGCUUCUUUUAUAUCAGUAUUUCAAAUUAAUGUCUGUCAAAGAAAAAUAGGCUGCAUGAAUAAAACAGUGUACAUUUCACUGAAAACCUAUUCAGGCCAAUUAGAUCUAUAAAAUACGAUUAAAAUGAAGGAAGAUGGUAAUGAUGAUGAUAAUGUGUGGAAUGCAUCAGCAGUGAUUCUGGACAUUGACGCAGGAUCUUGGGCAGACCGCUCACCCCUACAUGAUGCUGCGAGUCAGGGCCGCCUCCUGGCCCUGAGGACGCUCAUUUUACAGGGUCACAAUGUGAACGUUCUCACUAUAGACCAUGUGAGCCCACUGCACGAGGCCUGUCUUGGGGACUACGUUGCUUGUGCCAGAGCUCUCAUUGAUGCGGGGGCAAACGUCAAUGCUUCUACAAUUGAUGGAGUCACCCCUCUGUUCAACGCCUGUUCGGUGGGCAGUGUGGCAUGCACAGAAAUUCUUUUGGAAAAUGGAGCAAAACCCCAGAGCAUGGUGUACCAUCCUUCACCGAUUCAUGAAGCAACAAGCAAAGGUCAUUACGGUUGUGUGGAGGCCCUGGUGACUUGGGGGGCAGAUGUGGACAUGGACAUUCCUCACCUGGGCACAGCGCUCUAUACAGCCUGCGUCUGCCAAGAGCUGGAAUGUGCCAGAAAACUCCUGAGGGAAGGUGCUAACGUUCAGAAAGGCAGAUCCUUGGACUCACCCUUACAUGCAGCUGCAGAGAAGGACUGCACAGCGAUAGUGAAACUUCUCCUGGACUUUGGAGCAGACAUUAAUGCCAGGAACAUGGAGUUUCAGAGGCCAGUAGAUGUAGCUCCACCCAGCAGCAUAACGGAGGGCUUCCUGCUGCUCUAUGAGGCUACACCACGGCUGCUGAGUCAACUGUGUCGCCAGUGCAUCAGGAACCACGUCGGUCGUGACAGGCUUCACCUUCUUUCCCACCUUCCCCUGCCUAACAGGCUCAGGACCUACCUGCAAUACCAAUGACAGGCACAUCAGCAAAGCUAUAUAUGCCAGAGUGGGACUUUCAGGAAAAAAAAAAAAAAGAAAGCCUUUGAUACGAGCCACACUUCAAGUCCAUGAACUCAUCUUACCUUUAAUUUUAUCUACCAGUCAAUGCAAAAAAAGUUAUUAAUUGGAAUUAGUCACAGAGCCCCCACUGAGCGGCUGAUAGAACCAAGCUUCCCUGCUUCCAGUGAGUGAAUGUGUGAAUGUGGAUGAAUGUAAAGCAGAGUGUUUUUAAUGCACUCCAGUGGAUAAAUUAUGCUUUACUAAAUAGUUAUUGCAUCUAUUAAAGCGUAUUUAUUUGUAAAAUAUAAUAUCUGAUUCAAGAUUCCAGCACUUAGAAGCCUUGAUACAUAGUUCUGUAGUAUCUAUAACGAGUGGUGCACUUUAAACACUAUUUACUGUAUAUUCUAUAUGAAAUACUACUCAUAGUUUUUCAUUUAGUACUGUUCAUAAUGCACUGGGACUAGAUUAAACCUGUUUUGAAAACCUGA
Messenger RNA from Sphaeramia orbicularis (orbiculate cardinalfish), 2115 nucleotides. RefSeq names its product ankyrin repeat and SOCS box containing 5a (gene asb5a). Lineage: Eukaryota; Metazoa; Chordata; Actinopteri; Kurtiformes; Apogonidae. Bases 740 to 1603 code for a protein of 287 amino acids. The record is from RefSeq and is a predicted model, not a curated record. The transcript is spliced from 7 exons. Gene Ontology annotation, biological process: positive regulation of protein catabolic process; protein ubiquitination; intracellular signal transduction. Gene Ontology annotation, molecular function: protein binding.